AUGAGCAGUGUACCAGGCUCCGGCUCUGGUGCUGGUAUAGGGGCUGGCUCUGGAGCUGGCUCUGGAGCUGGUAAUGGCACCGGCACUGGCCUUCCAGCUUCGACUUCCCCUUACCCAUUACCAACCACAGCCAUCCCUACCAUCUAUCGCACGCGCAGGUCCUCUUACGCCUCCGUCCUGUCGCGCCAGCCAGGUCAAGCAGAGCACGAGCAUGACGAGCACUACCCUCCGUCUCCGUUCCGCUCAAGUCUAACCGCAUCGUCUAGCACCAAUAACAACGCCAUCCAAGAUACCUCCUCCUCCUCCAGAUCCCGCAACCAAGUCCCUUUCUCCUCUUCCGCACUCCCCGCGGAUCCCGCAGCCAUGCAGCAGCAGACAAACGGCAGCGGUGCCGGCGCAGGCACAACCACAAACAGCUGGCGGAGACCAAACUCAAACAUCUCCUUCCAACUGGGCCAGGGCAUCGGCAUGGGGCAGCUCCCAUCAUACUCAAAGCAAUUUGAGAAACUUCUCGAACAAGCAGAUAUGAAUUCCCUACCUUUUGGCCUCAACAAUUCGCUAUACCAACAAAACCCAGAAGACUCCUUCUUCACCCCUUCAUACCUCCGUUCGUCGAAAUACGUUGCCCAGCUAUACGCAGCUCACAAGGCAAAGCUCUCCUCCCAACGGGAUGCUCAAUCACAGAAUCAGCAUACGCCUACCCCAGGCUCCUCCGCCCAACAUCUCCCCUCAGCCUCCUCACUCCCUCUAUCUGCCUCGUCGAGUCAGCUUAACCUACACCGCAUGGCGCCUUCGCACAGAGGAAUGACAUAUGAUAUUGUUGAGAGUCAUGGUCCUGGCGGUGACUCGAGUGCACCACUAGAGGGACAGCAACUCACCCCAUUACCCUCGCGCUGGAACGAGAGUGAUAAGUACAGCGGCCUGGAUUUGUUAGGAGAAGGGCUAGAGGUACGGUAUAUUGGCCAUGUGCCUAAACAGGAACACGAGGCUGCAGCCGUAAGAGCCGAUCAGCCCAUGCCUGUCAAAUGUGGCAUAUAUUACUUUGAAGUCACUAUCCUAGCCAAACCGAAAGACGGUAUGAUUGGAGUGGGUUUCUCGAAUAACAAGGCUUCUCUGGAGAGAUUGCCUGGCUGGGAGCAGGAAUCCUGGGCCUACCAUGGUGAUGACGGUAAGACGUUUUUCGGUGACAACCAGGGCCAGGGAAGGCCUUAUGGACCUACGUUUACCGUCAAUGAUACGAUUGGAUGCGGCAUUGUGUUCUCUACUGGAAAUGCUUUUUUCACGAAAAAUGGGUCUUUCCUCGGAAGCUCAUUACUAAUGGUCAUGGCAGGAAAUGCGUUCCGUGAUUUGAAGCCCGCAAAGCUCUACCCUUGUGUAGGCAUGAGAAAACAGCCUGGCGCACAUGUCAAGGCGAACUUUGGCCAGUUUCCAUUCAUCUUCGACAUAGAUAGUAUGAUGGCGAGUGAAAAAUAUGAUGUCCAGCAGAACAUCCAGAGGACGGACCUCUCUACCUUGCAUCCCACAUUAGAUGAAUCGGAAUUCAUGCAGAAACUCGUUGCCCAGUUCCUUGCACAUGAUGGAUAUGUAGAAACUGCCAAGAUAUUCGCACAGGAAGUUCAGGAUGAAAAGCGUGCUUUGCAGACUUCCGGCGAAGUCUCCAUGAAGGAACUCGAGGUUGAGGAUGACGUAGAUGCCAUCAAUAGACAAAAAAUACGAGCAGCGAUACUGGAGGGAGACAUCGACAGGGCCCUGAAGCUGACGAAUGUACACUAUGCCAGCGUCCUCGGUGACAACCCACACAUCCAUUUCAGACUACGAUGCAGAAAGUUCAUUGAGAUGAUGCGUCGCUGUACUGAGCCGCAGCCUGCCGCAAUCAGUUCAUCAAAUGGCCUGUCGGAUCCUACCAGAACCACUUCCGACGGCUUCACACUGGACAUGGAAGUCGAUGACCAAAUGCCUGACGUCGAUACCAGCGAAGCAAUUGCUGCUAGCGACAUGAUGGACACUGACGCCAGCAAUACCAACAAUGCUAACAACGACACCACAACUGUCAAAAAGGACCAAGAUCUUCUGCACGAAGCUAUACUGUAUGGCCAGCAGCUACAAGCUGACUACCCCGGUGACGAGAAGAAGGAGCACAAAAAGACUCUGGAUGACAUCUUCUCACUAGUAGCCUAUGCGGACCCCAAAACCUCUGUUCACGGCCACUUGUUGGAUCCCAGCGGUCGAGUUGCAGUCGCGGAGGAACUAAACUCUGCCAUCUUAGGUAACGCCCCUCCACACUUGUUUCCCACUACAUCUACUAACAGACCGCCAUAG
Molecule: messenger RNA, 2319 nt
Organism: Trichophyton benhamiae CBS 112371
Lineage: Eukaryota; Fungi; Ascomycota; Eurotiomycetes; Onygenales; Arthrodermataceae
Product: Ran-binding protein (RanBP10), putative
Exons: 5
Coding region: 1-2319 (772 amino acids)
Biological process (GO): cytoskeleton organization; cell surface receptor signaling pathway
Cellular component (GO): cytoplasm
Molecular function (GO): protein binding
Source: RefSeq, a predicted model, not a curated record